AUGUUCAACGCUUCGAAAGUUGGUAUUAAAAAUAUAACUUUUUCUAAUAUCACAGACAAACGUUUGGUAAAAAAGAGUUUGGUAAUUUCUGUACUAUUAGCAACGAGCUUGAUAGACGGAAUUGCUGAAAAUAUGUACACGGAAGGCUGUCAGUGGCAGAAGACUAUACUUGGGCAUACAUUCACCAUGUCACGAAGCACUUGUUUGGACACACGCGACAGCGCCACCAAGAACGCUGUAACGGUGUUCAAAGCUUGGCUUCAAAAUCAUGAAGAAGCACAGGUGAUGAUGGCCAGUAUCCUGGUGGUGGUGGGAUUGUGGUGGCUGGUGCGUGCUGUUCUGGCACUUGUUAUAAACCUCAUCUGUCCCGUCCUCGUGGUGCUACUAGCAGUGGUCUGUAUUCCUCAACUACGGACUCCUCUGCUCGGACAAAACUACCCGCUCCUGGCAAAUAUUAUGAGAGAAAUACUACUUAAAAUGGCUGAGAACCUAAAAACGUAGAUGCAGAUAGUAUUUUGUAAAAAUAGUAUACCGUUUCAUUAAAUGCAAUAAAUAUUCUCAUUGGU
Molecule: messenger RNA, 566 nt
Organism: Melitaea cinxia (Glanville fritillary)
Lineage: Eukaryota; Metazoa; Arthropoda; Insecta; Lepidoptera; Nymphalidae
Exons: 5
Coding region: 1-501 (166 amino acids)
Source: RefSeq, a predicted model, not a curated record